UCUGGGGGUGCGGGCUCCAUGUUGGGGCAGGGGGUUGGGGUGCGGGCUCCAGCUGGGUGUGGAGCCAGGGAUGAGGGGUUUGGUACAUGAGGGGGCACGGUGAAGAAACAAGACCAAACUUUUAAAGAAUCCUUUGAAGUUUUAAAGAACAUAUGAGGUGAUGGACAAUAGGAGAGACAAACUAUGUUGUUUCCCUUUAAGUCACAAAGGAAGGUAAGGCAUUUGGAAUGGUUCCCACCCAUUGCGUGUGUGCAUAUGCAUGCAAAUAUAUAAUUCAGAAAGGUGUGUAUGCCUGAGAUAAGUCCUUAACAUCACAACUUGAUGUUAGGGAGGCUUUGUUUCGACCUGAGUAGAAGUCAGAAGUGUAAUCAACUUUUUUUUUUUUUAGAUCUUGUGAACUUUCUUACUUUGUCAUUUUACAUUUUCAAAAAUAACGUUUCCCUAAUUAUUUUCAUGCUUUCUUAAUUUUUUGAAAUAUUUAGGCAUGAAGUUAAAUAUAAAUUGAUAGUGCACUUUCUCAGUGCACAGGACACAGAAGUGGGCAUUGUUUAUUUCAAUAACCAGCUUUGUAGUUACAUUUUUUCUGAACUUUGGCAUACUAGUGGUAUGUUAUCUGCAAAUGGCUUUUUUUCAGAGGGAGCUAAUAUCACAGAAAUGAAUGGUGGAAAUUACAGCAUGUAGCUAAUUAUGAGGUUAAUCUUCAUGACUAUGUGAGUUAUGGAUCACUGUAUCAGGAACAUUAGCACAUUAACCACUGUGUCAUCCAUAAUAGGUAAAUCGGUGGUCUCACAUUUAACAAGUCUCUUAAUGGUGCAGGAAGAAGUAGACAAGGAAAUUGGGAAUUUCUCGUGUAUUUGCAUUUUUUGCAGUUUCUUAAAUUGAAAAAAGGAAUACAAAUGAAUCUUACUCUUAAUGUGAGAUAACUUUUGCAGAUUGCAUGCAUGAGCUUUAUUUAUAUGUUACAAAUAAAAAAGUUUCCCUUGGAAAUGCUGAAGUUUACAAACUGGUAGCUUUCAUUCCCAAACAGUGAAAUUACCUUAGAGAGCCCCUUACAUAUAUAGUGUUUUGUAGGCAAUAUAGAGGAAAUUAUUGAACUGAAAUGUCUCUGCAGAAGGUAUUGUACUUUGAAAUAAUAAAAAAGUAACAGAACUCCUGUUCUCUACACAGUUAAUUGCUCACUUCUGAGUUUUGACUGUUUACCCUGCCUACCCAUACAGCUUUUUGUCAAUGGGUGUGGUGAAUGGUCGAUAAGUACCUGUUUAUAGUUCACAGAAAUAGCCCUGGAGAGUUAAACCAGUAGUAAUAUGAAACCAGUCUUCUUGGUGUGGGUGUGUGUGUGUGAGGUUUUUUUUUUUUAACUGGCCCUGGAGCCUGAAAUCUGCAUUCCAGAUGAAACCUGCAGCAAAGCGGAAGAAGAGAGCUUGAUAUUUUUUAUUCAGUUUCAAGGGUACUACGUUUAGAUACUGUAGCCGGUUGAGAAUUCAGAACAGUCCAGAAGAUCAACGAAGGUUGUUUUUGUUUGUUUGGUAGAGAUUUUUGAAGUAUUGCUUUGUCUGGAUUUGUAAUUUUACAGAGGUUUUUUUUUUGCGUUGUUCGAUUUGCUAAAGGCGGUCUUAGACAAAGUGGAAAAGGUUACAUGAAAGAAGCUUUCAGGAGUUUUCGGCAGACAGACGUUCACAACCCAUAAGGAAGUAAGAAACUAAUGCGAUUCGUUCUGUUCAACAGGCUUUUUCAUUUAUACAGUUGCUCUUCACUUUUAACUAGCAGGAUUGUGUAGCCAGUAGGAUUGCAGGAAUUGGGGCAGUGAUCAUUGGUCCGCUCUUCAACUGAGAGUACAGUGCUGGCAGAUUUUCGCUGACAAAAAGCCUUUUGUGUAAAGGAACAAGUAACGAAGCUGCCAAGAACUUUGAAUACUGUAUGUCAAGAUGCAGAGCGUUCUUGUUUCUCUUGGACUGGAGUUGUAAAAUUUGACAGACGCUUUCAGUCCAUACUAUAGCACUAGAAACAGGAAAGGAGGGAUAGUGUGACCUUGGGGGGACCGGCUUUCCUGAUGAUAAAAAAAGAAGAGCUCCCAUUGCAUUUCCUGUUGUAAGUUAAUAGACUGAAUGGGUGUAAUAAGCAAUUGUGUAGAAGGUAACUAAUAGUAAUAACAAAAGUAAAACCUAUAUUGUGGUUUGCCCAACAUGGAAGCAAAUAACACUUCACCUGGCAGCAGUGAGCUUUUACAUCUAGGGCAUGCAACAGAGACUGAACACAGCCAGCCUUUCUUCACUACAUUUUCUAUGAAAGCACUUUUUGGAUUUACUACUAAAUUGGAACCAGGAACUCUGAAAAAACAAGCAGUACUUAAGGCAUUUCAAACUUUUGAUGCUGAUACAAAUACCCAAGCUGCCUACCAUGACAAGGGUGGUGGUGGUCAUGAUGAUCCAGAAGUACAUCAUGUGCUUCCCAAAAUACAGGAGGCUGACCCAGAGGCCGGCAGCCAGGCUGACCUGAAUAUGGAGCUAGCUGAACAGAAUGAACUACCUCUUCCUCAUUUAGAGUCCGUUCAGCCUCCUUUGGCUGAAUGUGACAGAGAUGACAAGGAUGCCAUUUUUGUACAAAGUACUUUGGCUUAUACAACAAGUGAUACAGUAUCGGACAAUGAGAGUACAGACCUAGACAGUGAUGGAGACAAAACAAACAAAUCUUUGUUAACUAUUGUGGCUUUGUCUGAUGAGUCUUUAGAGAAUAAUAACCAGGAUAAGGAAGAAUUGGAAUCGGAAGGGUCCAGUGAAAGUAAUGCCACUGUGGAAAGAGAUAAAGCUGAGUCAACCUCAGUAAUUUCUCAGCAGCUUCCAACAGAGCUGAAUGGUGAUCUGGAAUAUAGCUCAGCUAGAGAAGACAAAAUGUUAACAGACGAGCACUGCAUUGGCCUACCUUCUCUAGAGGAGAAUCCUCAAGAGCCUAUGAGUGGAGAAGAACAAGGAUCUUCAGCAAACGGCUCUAAUAACACAUCCUCCCCAAAAUCAGCUGUAGGUGAAAAGACCUUUCAGCUACCUGCUUUCUUUAGUGGAUUGCGUGUGCGAAAAAAAGGUCUAGCUGCAGAGGAUGGAGAGACUAUCACAGAAAUUAAACCGAAGGACAGUGAAUUGGCUCUGCUUAAAUUAAAACAGCCUGUUAAGAAAUCUAAUAUUACAUCAGACGUGCUCACUAAAAAGAAACCAGCUGAGCCUAAAACAAGUCCUACUUUCCUGGAACAGGUGUCUCAGCUGUUAAACAUUGAGGUCCCUAAAAAUGAAGAUAAAGCCAAAGAUUCAGGUGAGGAUACUAGUGACACUGAGACCAGUGAUGAAGGCCAGGAGAGCAAAGCCACCAAUAGAACAGAGCCCCUGUCCUCUGCUGAAGAAACAAAACCAAGCCCAGCUGAAUCAGCAUUAGAUGCGUUUAAAGCUUUUUUUACGCGGCCUCCAAAAAAGGAGAUGACUGUUGAUACUUCAGAGCUGGAAGCCAUAAAACGCAAAAUGAGAAAUGAAAAGGAGUUGCUGAAAGCAGUAUUUGAGAGAUCAAAAUCAAAGUCUGGGAAUGGAGCAGCUGACCUGAAAUCUCCUGACCUAAAUCCCUCAGAGCAAGAUGACAAAACUCCAGGGAAACUCCAGGCUGUCUGGCCUCCACCUGAAAUCAAUGAGGGAAAAGAAAAAGUGGGGUUGAAGUACACUGAAGCAGAGUACCAUGCUGCAAUUUUGCAAUUAAAGAGGGAAAACAAGGAAGAAGUUGAAAACUUGAAGUCUCAGUUUGAACUCCAGAUCUUUCAGAUUCGUGGAGAGCAUGCUGUAUCAAACACAAAGCUUGAGGAAACCAUUGCAAAUCUCAAGAAUGAACUGGAAAACAAAUUAAAUAGAAGAAAUGAGAAAACAAAGGACAUCUGUGUAUCCACUGAAGAUGAUAAUCCACCAAAGACGUACAGAAAUGUAUAUAUACAAACUGACAGAGAAACCUUCAUAAAGCCUAGUAAAGAGGAAAAUAUACCUGUGAAGAAUAACCAAAUGGUACCUAAAAAGCUUAAUAUUUCUUCUUUAAAUCACAGUAUUUCUGCCCCAAAUGAGAAUAAGGAAUCAUGUCACUGUAUACAGACUUCAGAAAGUCUCUUAUCUUGUGAACAGAAACCAGUGUUAGUAUCUCUAACACCACCCCCACCACCUCCUCUUCCUGAACCUUCACUACCAGCUUUAGUUCCUCCACCACCUCCCUUGUUAACAGGUUUGGCAUCCACUCCAUUGACAUCCCAGUUUGGAUCUGGGCCACAGUCAUUUCCUUCAGGUUGUAGAAAUCUUCCACCGCCGCUGCCGCCGCCGCCACCACCACCACUCCCAGGUUUUGGGCCUCCUGGUCCACCUACCCUGCCUGGCUGUGGGCCACCUCUACCAGGAAAUGGGCCUCCUCUUCCACCGCCACCUCCUGGGAUCUUUUUCAAUAGCACUCUGUCUUCAAACCAAGGUCCUCGAAAACCUGCCAUUGAACCUAACUGUCCCAUGAAGCCUUUGUACUGGACUAGGAUACAAAUCAAAGACAGCAGCAAAACAUCUAUACCAACUUUAUGGGAUUCAUUAGAAGAACCUGACAUAGUUGAUACUAGUGAAUUUGAAUAUUUAUUUUCCAAAGAUGCAGUUCAGGAAAAAAGAAAACGCUUAUCUGAGUCUUAUGAAAAGAAAACAAAGGCCAAAAAGAUUAUCAAACUGCUGGAUGGAAAGCGAUCUCAAACUGUAGGAAUUUUGAUAUCCAGUUUGCACCUGGAAAUGAGGGAUAUUCAACAAGCUACACUAAAUGUGGAUGACUCCAUAGUCGACCUGGAAACACUGGAAGCACUGUAUGAGAAUAGAGCGCAAAAGGAUGAACUGGAGAAAAUAAAGCAGUAUUAUGAAACUUCAAAAGAAGAGGAACUGAAGCUCUUGGACAAACCAGAACAAUUUUUGUACGAGUUAUCCCAGAUCCCCAAUUUUGCAGAACGUGCCCAAUGUAUAAUCUUCCAAUCUGUUUUCUCUGAGGGGAUAACCUCAGUGCAUCGUAAAGUGGAUGUUAUUACUCGUGCUUCUAAGGAUUUGCUGGACAUGAAAAGUGUGAAGGAAAUUUUAGGCUUGAUUUUGGCUUUUGGAAAUUAUAUGAAUGGAGGAAACAGGACACGAGGUCAAGCAGAUGGAUUUGGUUUGGAAAUUCUUCCGAAACUAAAGGAUGUCAAGAGCAGAGAUAACGGUAUUAAUCUUGUGGAUUAUGUUGUCAUAUAUUACCUACGACACUUGGACAAGGACGCAGGAACAGAAAAGAGUAUUUUUCCUCUGCCAGAACCACAAGAUUUCUUCCAGGCCUCCCAAGUUAAGUUUGAAGACCUAGUAAAAGACUUAAGAAAACUGAAGAGAGAUCUAGAAGCCUGUGAAAAGCAGAUGAGAGUCGUUUGCAAAGAAUCUUCAGAACAGCAUCUCCAUCCCUUCAAGGAUAAAUUGGAAGAGUUUAUUCAGACAGCUAAAGAAGAACAUAAGACAGAAGAAAGCUGUUUGGAAAAUGCACAAAAAAGCUUUGAAGAAACAGUGGGAUACUUUGGGAUAAAGCCAAAGUCUGGUGAGAAGCACAUCACACCAAACUACGUUUUCACUGUGUGGUACGAGUUCUGCAGUGACUUCAAGACCAUUUGGAAACGAGAGAAUAAAAACAUUUCCAAAGAAAGACUGAAAGAGGCUCAGCAAUUCGUAAGCAAGUUAACUGAAGAGAAAAAGGUUGAAACAAAGAAAAUCAAUCCCAUGGCUAGUCUGAAAGAAAAACUACGUCAGAAGGAAGCCAGUGUGACCACUAACUGAAAGAAGAUACAUGAAAAUAAUGACAGUGUGACUUAAUACCUUGCAUGAUGCUUUACUAUGCCCAUUCCCCAGGGAGCACCUUACGUUAAUGUUAUGGAGUUCUGCUUUUCUCAUCUCUUUCUGAGACAAUCCACUAAAGACUUUCCAAUCCCUUAUAAAGAGUUAGCUCAUUCAGUAGAGGAAGCAUUAAGAAGCUGUUUACAGGGGAAUUAUGAAGGGUUUUAUAUAACUCUUCCUUACCUGGCUUAAAAUGCAAUUCUUUUCUAAAUGGUUAUUUGAAGCACUCUAUGCAUAGUGCACUAAUGCGGAAAAGAUAAAAUCAGGAUUUUGGAUGUUAAAUUAAGUAACAGUUAACAACCUGUAUAUUGCUUACUUUAGGUUCAUAUAGAUUACCACAGAGGUACAGUUCAACUCAUGAGAGGCUAUUCUAUCAUAAGAGUUUAGACCUCACUAUUAACUGAGGGAAACAUUGAUUCUAAAUCAUGUUUGAUAGUCUAAAUAAGUAUUAAAUUCAUUUUGUUAAAACUAAUGCAAGUUUAUUAUAAUUAAUGUAUUCUGUAUUUUAUUACAAUUAUUUUUAUAGAAAACUCAGUCUAUGCCAUAUGCAUUGAAAUAGGAAUAAUAUUUUGCACAUGUGGAGAGAGAAAUAGCUUCAGAUUCUGUUGUCUUAUAAUAUAUAGAUGAUAUCACUGGCAAAUUAUUUUUAUGGUUUUGACUUGAUGUUUCUUACAUGUUCUUCGUGUUGCCUGAUUCAAAAAGACAAAGGACAGAAGCAUUUUUAUUUCAAAUUAUCGAUGCCAUAAGAUAAUUUAUUUGUCAUCAUUCAUCUAACUAUAGUGCAUAACACAUCUCCAUAAAGUCAUAUAUUUACUGCUAAAUUUCUGGCUUUCAAUUCUAUUGAAGCUCAUAUUCUUUAAAAAUAAGCACCUCACUAUAAAACAUAUUACACAACCUUCUCUUGUCUCCCCAUAUAUUUAUAUCUGUAUGUAUAACACAAACAUAUACUCUACUAUGUUAGCAUUUGAGGAGGAAGUAAGAGAAUCUUGCUAUCAUCUUGUCAUAAUAUAACCACUCUUUGUGAAGUAUCAUUUAGGGCCUGAACCCAUGAACUGCUGAGGGCCCUGAGCUCCACUGGUAUUUUCAGGCACUCAUUACAUCACAGGAUCAGGUUCUUAGAAAGAGAGAUCCUUGCAGCAGACAAAGUUUCAAAGUAGAAUAAAAAUAGUGAAUAUUAAAAAUAAAUAGAACUUUUGUUUUAGACCAACAAUAGACUGCAACUAACCAAGCAACUGGGUAGGGAUCUUAUAAAGAAAACUUUCCACAAUUACUAAAUCGUAAAAACCUUGUGACUACUAGGGUCACUACAAUAUAUGAUGAAUAAAAAUGAAAUAAUGAUAAAGCAAAAAAAGUAUAGGACAUACAGUAAAGAAAGUAUUAAUCCCUUGGCAUGGUAGUUGAAAAGAAUAUACAUGAAAGAAAUAUAUUGGGUUAUCUACAUAGCAAAUGAGAUGCAAUAAGAAUAGGUAUGAAGCAAGAUUGAUAAGGUGGUUAUAUAUUUAUUAAAGAAAACAAUAGUUGUAGCACCCCUAUUUAUGUUUCUCAUUUGGAGAGUUCUGAACAAAUAAAGUUAAGGGAGGUAAGAUAGCCUUAUAUAUUUUGGAAUUUGUAGCUGCUGUUGAUAGACUUAAUAUGUGUAAAUAUGCUACCAGUGAAAACAAAUUGAAUAUGGAUCAAUAAAGGUAAAUAGAUUCAUGGGGAGGGGGUGUUCCCCCAGUUAGCAUGGAAAUUUGCAAGAACAUUCGAGCGCUAGCGAUAUGGUGGUACUAUUUUUCCAACUGAAGGAAAGCAAAUUCCAAAGAUCAAAAUUUUCUGUCUUCCAUCAAACCAAGCACAAACAUAAGCGAAAUACAUCUACUUUGGCAAUCAGCAUUAAUGAUAUACAAUAUAAGCGAUAUACAACUUAAGCAAUAGUGCUCAUACAAGCCAAAGAUUAGAGAACAGCAGUAGGCAAGACAAUUUUGAUGAGUCUCUAAGCAAACUACUGUACUGAAUAUUGUUCUGUACCUGUCAAAAAAUUCUGGAAUAUUGUAAUUAGAGCUAGAUGGGAAUUUUCUGACAUUUUCUGAAUUUUCAUUAAAAAAUGCAAAUUAAUCAAAACAGAAAAUCUUCUUGGGAAAAGAUUGCUUUCAACGUAUCUCUUGGUUUGAAAAAAUUUUGUGAAAAAAAAGUUUUGUAAUUGUCAAAAUUAAAUGAAAUGUUUAAAUUUGGGGUUCAAAAUGACUUUUUGUUUAGAAAUAGUGGUUAAUUUAUACUUUAAAAACAUUGUCAAAAUUGAAAUUAAAUGUUUUAAACUUAUAUAAAUGAAACCUUUGAAUUGGUGCCAUCUGAAUUUUUUUUUCUAAUUCUUAGUUCCUUAAAUUUUUUGAGAUUUUUGACAUUUUGUCCCAAUUCGGGGAGAAUUUUUUUUUCCAAAAUCUCAGAAUUUCUCACGAUGGAAAACCAGUUCAGUUUUCCACCCAGCUCUAAUUGUAAUUAUUUUUUUUCCCCUGAAGAGGGCGAUUAUGUUUCAAACUUCCACCCUUUUAUUACUAGCGGGAUUACUACUAGAUUAAAUAGAAAAGAACAUCUAGUUCAUUUGAUCCAUUCCCCUGCUCAAAAUUUAAUGACUUUUGUAAGCCUUAGUCUAAAUGAAUGGACAUGACCAGCUAAACUGCAUGAUGGUACACCGCUGGCCAAUAUCCACAAGUGGCCAGAGACCUUUAAUACUGGUGCCAGUAUUAUGAAGUUAUUCUAGCAAAAAAGUGGCAUUGGUGAUUAAUAGAUAUUAUAUUGAGGCUUGGCAGAAUUCAAUUUUUAUUAUUUUGAAGAAUAAUAUUGCUGUUAAUUUUAAGUAUUAUUUAAAUUUUUAUCAUUGCAGGAAAUUGGUGGGGGCACAGAGGAAUCAGACAAUUAUUUAAAUGAGAGUAAACAUAUUUCAAACAGGUAAAGCUUUAUAACUGUUAAAAUACAAAUUGUCAACAUCCGAUGUUGAAGUAUACAAAGUAAACAUCCUUAAACUCUAAUAAGUUCUCAAGCAGCAUUUUUUCUUACUUUGCCUGUGUGUGUAAAUUUCUAUUAUUAUUGAUGAAAAUAUUUUUGACGGUUGUUGUGUGUACGGUGAAAUCAACAGUUACUCACAUUUACUGAUUAAAAAUUUAAUCCUUUCAAGCCCACUUAUAUCUAUAUGUAAAUUAUAUAAUUAUGCACUAUUUAGGUACUCUAGAUUUAACAUUUAGAGAUCAGCCUGAAUCAAAAUCUGGAAUGUGAAUACCCCUGAAGUUUCUGUCUAAUAACACAAUGGCACAGCAUAAAGUGCUAUGUCAGGGAAGUUGAAGGCACUUCAGAUGUAUUUUGAGGACAGAUUUUUAACCUGAGCUUUCUGAUCUGGGGAGGAAUAGAAAAGACAGAAAGGAGGAGGAAAGGAAGAGGUAGAAAGGAAAGAAAGUCAACAGUUUUUUUUUUUUUACUCCCUUGCUAUUCCCUGGCCUUUGGAGGUUUGUAAAGAAGACCAGUCUGAAAGGGUCCUAUUUUUCAACAUUAUCAAGGAUAAACAUAUGGGACCUACUGCACAUUAGCUUGCUAGGAAAGGUUACGAAUAAAUUAUAAUGCCACUAUAACUGUGUAACACUAUUUUAUCCAUUAGAUUUUGAGAGUGAGGGGAAUACUUAUAUUGCUGUUACCUCUUACUGCUUUCAAAAUGAAAUAGGUUAUUUUGCAUAUUAGAAAUAUUUUAACAAUAUACAUUAUAUUAUCUUUAUGACUUUUCUUUUGAUCUGUCCACGAGUGACUUAUGGAAGUCUGUCUUUUAUAUUGUGUGCCUUAUUGUGAAAAUCCACAUUUAUAAGUUUAAUGAUCUAAGAAUAUAUUUAGAGUGAAAUUGGAAGAGGUUUGUGUGGAGAAAAAUACUGAUAGAAUGAGCCUGUGAUCCAGUGCAUAUGGAAAUUUAAACAAACUGGAAUUGCUGAAAUACUCAGAUAGCAGAAGGAGAGAUAACUAACCACUGUACAUUUGAGUCAUCUACCAGGUGAUGAGUAAAAAUGUGUAAAAUAAAAAAGUGCAGUUGUUUACAUAUCAUAUUUGAAAUGGACACCUUGUCAAGCAUGGAGUGUUUCAUAGAAUGUUAUUUCAGGAAAAUUCCCCUUGGGAAUUUCAUAAAACACAGGCUUGUUUUCUUUCUGAUUUGUACCACAGAGAACCCCAAGUGUAAGAUUGUACUGUAAAUCAGACAUUUGGAGUCUAUUCUUUCAUCCAAGUGCAUGGGAUUUACACAUGCAACCAUUGUUAUAAAUGGAAAUUUCCCUUUUGCUUUAUUAUUGUUCCGCAUGAUUUUAAACAACAUGAAACACUGAAAGCUAAAUAUCCCCCAAUCCAAACUUAAUAAAGACAAGUGCUGAAAUAUAUAAGCAUUGUAACAGAAGGAAAAAUACUUUGUAUAUACAGGAAAAAACUUCAACAUAACUUAUGAACCAAAAUAUUAAUAAAUAUUAAACCUAUUUUGUAAGUCUUAUCAGUAGUUACAGGGGCUUAGAUAACCCUGGAGACAUCCUCUUGGAAUCUUCAGACACUCUGAGAAUUUUUUUCAGUGCUCUCUCUUUAACCUUUCAAGUAGUCCUGGGAGGGACGAAGUUUAGCUUAGGAAUCUAAUCUUUCUAAACUAUUGAGGAUGUCUCAGCCUUUUCAGUACUAAUACCCACUGGAUCAGAGGACCAGGUAACCUCUUCAGCCUUAUCUACACUAGCAUUUUUGGUGAAUCCAGCUAACAUUGCAUUAGCACCACGCCUUGAGCAUCUUUUUAUAACAAUGUCAUCUAGACCUUCUCUGAAGAGGAUUGGAUGGCAUGGUGGUGAAAAUGCCUGAGCCUUCUCCACACAAAUGCUCUGACCAUUGCCACCUCUCUUGAAGCUUUCAGAGUAGCAUCCGAUGAAGUGAGCUGUAGCUCACGAAAGCUUAUGCUCUAAUAAAUUCGUUAGUCGCUAAGGUGCCACAAGUACUCCUUUUCUUUUUUCUCUUGAAGCUGUAACUGAUGCAGUGCAAGUGGGAGCUUUCCUCCAAAAUACUAAAGAUAGACAUACUUUUAGCAUGGCUAUCAACUCCCCCUCCACACCGCAUGUCACAGCAGCCAAAGAGUAUCUCAGAACAAUGUCAGCUCCAAGCUGAAUGUAAAGCCAUUAGCCUCCAAAUAAAAGAUGCUUUUAUAGAAUAGAAAUCUAUAGAUUUUCCUGGAGCUGCUGUCAUCCAAGAAGGAUGUUGAUAAAUUGGAGAGGGUUUGGAGAAGAGCCAUGAGAAUGAUUAAAGGAUUGGAUAAUAUACCUUAUAGUGAGAGAAUCAAAGAGCUCAGUCUGUUAGCUCAACAAAGAGAAGGUUAAGGGGUGCCUUGAUUACAGUCUAGAAGUAUCUACUUAAGGAAUUAAUGUUUAAUAAUGGGCUUGUCAGUCCAGCAGAGAAAGCUUUAACAUGAUUCAAUGGCUGAAAGUUGAAGCUAGACAAAUUCAGACUGGCAAUAAGGUGUAAAUUUUUAACAGUGGGGGGUAAUUAUUGGAGCAAUUUAUCAAGGGUUGUGAUGGAUUCUUCAUCACUGACCAUUUUUAAAUCAAUAUCAGCUGUUUCUCUAAAAGAUUUGCUGUAGUUAUUAUUUUGGGGACAUUCUGUAACCUGUGUUAUACCGGAGGUUAGACUGUGAUCACAAUGGUCCCUUCUGGCCUUGGAAUCUAUUAACCUAAAUUCAGCAGUACCUCAGUGGAAUGCUGUUCCAUCAAACCAGUGCUUAUUGUAGCAGCAGAUUAUCAAUUCUUGAGCUCUCUUGCUUUCAAAAAUCAGGAGAUUUUCUUUAUCUAAUGUAAUUUGUAGCUGUGCAGGCUAGGAUAGUGGUACCAAAGUAAUCAAAUCUCAUGAUUUUUGGUGCUAUCUGUAAAGAUUGAAAGAAAUGAUUUUUUUUCCUUAUGCCAUAACAUUUCAGCUAGCCAAGUCAAUUGAUUGGUUUGGGUAUUUUUUUGUUUUUCUUCUAUUAAAACAUUAAUAUUGGCCACUGCUGGAGGAAGAAUAUGUGAUUAGAUAGACAACUGCUUUUAUCAAGAAUGCUAACACCGACAGUACGCUUAUUUACUACAAUCUUUCUCCAUAAUUGAUGUUUGUCGUCUUAUAGUCAAGCAUUUAAAAAUUGCCUCUAAGCAGGUUGUGAAUAGCUACUGUCCAUCUAAUUGAUUUCCAAUUGAAACAUGAGGGGCACCAUUCUGUUGCCCAUGUGAUUCAUAUAGCACUUCUUGUCCUGGUUUUCCAGUAAACUCAUGGCAACUUCUUUUUCUGUCUAAAUGUUUUCCAUACCUGAUGAAUGCCAAGCACAGUGGAAGAUUGCAGUUGCCUGUUGGCUCAGUAAGUAAUGCCAUUCCAUUUUGAUUAGACCUGCGUUUUGCUUCAUCAGUUAGGCCAAUAUUUUCAAAAAUGGGUGCCUAAAGUUAGGGGAUUUUCAAUAGUGCCCAAAGUAAGUCACUUAGGUGCUUUUGAAAAUCCCAUCUUUGCAUCUGUAUGUAGGCACCUAUCAAAGCUGAACAUUGUAGAAAAGCAUGCCAUUUAGUUAGGAACCUGACAAAGAAUAUGUUUUUUUAAAUUCAAGGCUCUGGAUGGGUAUAGUCCAGUUUUGUUGUGGACCUCACUUUAUUUUCUGAGGAAUUUGUAAGUGCCUAUUAAUGGGCUUUGGGUUGGUAGUCUUCUGGCUUCUCUUAGUUAUCUUUGUUUUGGAGAAAAUUCUGUUUGCCUAUAAUUAGGAAGCAAAUAAAAAGAAUGAGGUGACUUGAUUACAGUGCAUUAGUUUUAAAAAGAGAAAAUACCAGAAAUUCAAGGGCUCUUUGGUCUAGCAAAGAAAGACAGAACAAGAACCAAUGGCUGGAAGUUAAAUUCAAAUUAGAAACAAGCCUCAAGUUACUAACAAUGAGAGAAGUUAUUCACUGGAACAACCUACCAAGAGAAGUGAUGGUUUCUCCAUCUCUUGAUGACUUCAGAUAAACACUGGAUGCUUUUCUGGAAGGAGUGCUUUAAUCAAACGCUAGUUUUUGGGCUCAAUACAGGAGUAAAUGGAUGAAAUGCUAUGCCCUGUGUUAUACAGGAGGUUAAACUAGAUGAUCUAUUGGUCCCUUCUGACUUUAAAAUCUUUGAAACCAUUAAUGAUAUUCUUAAUCAGUAAUUUUAGUCUCUUACAUAAAACUCAGUAAGUCAAUUAUUUUUCCCUCUUCAGCACAUCUAUAGUGAAAGAUUAGUGUUCAAACUAAAUGAAUAUUUGUCCUGAACACUCUGUUUUUUUGCAAAAAGAAAAGGAGUACUUGUGGCACCUUAGAGACUAACAAAUUUAUUUGAGCAUAAGCUUUCAUGAGCUACAGCUCACUGCUACUCUGAACUCUAUUUUUAAGCUAUUUCCACACUAUGAGCUAGGAUUGUGAUUCCCCGCUCGCAUAGACAUAAUUUGUCAUCUGAGGUAGUAGAUAAAAAUAGUAGUGUAACUACGGUAGCAUGGGUAGUGACAGCCACAGCCCAAGCUAGUUGCCUCAAAUACAUACCUAAGGGGUUCAGGUGGGUUUGUACCCAAGACAGCUAGCCAGUGCCACUGCUGCCCGUGUUACUGUGGUCACACUACUAUUUUUAGCCUGUUAGCUCAGAUGAGAGCUAGUACGAGGAUAUCUGCGUGAGUUGCAAAUCACACCCCAUAGCUUGUAGUGUAGACAUAACUUUAAUUUUAAAAAUCAUUAAUAAUAGUGAUAGUGUUUCAUAGAACAACAUAAUGCAAUAAAUUAGUCUAAAACAUUAACUAUAAUGGCAUUUGUAUUAUUUUAAAUGUCUCAAUAGAUUGUUUUAUUUACCUACAAUAUAGAUGCACAGUUUUGACUUCAGCUUUACAAAUGCCUCCAUCAAAUUUUUUCAUUGUAUAAUAAAAUUUGAAUUGUAAACUUAUUUAAUCAUUUAAAGGAUCUAAUUUGAUAGCAGAUCAAAACAAUAAGACAAAAUUAAUCGAGCUGGUCAAAAAAUCAAACCCUAUUUUCGCAAUAAGAAUUUAAAAUUUCAUAGAAAUAUAGGGCGGAAAGUGACCUCAAGAGGUCAUCUAGUCCAUCCCACCAUACAGAGGCAGGAUUAAGUAUACCUAGACCAUCCCUGAGAGGUGUUUGUCUAACCCGUUCUUAAAAGCCUCCAGUAAAGUGGAUUCUGAGAUAUUUCUGAUUACAUCCUUUUUGUGCCUCUAUCACCUCAAAUGUAUCAUCAAAAAUCUAAUAUAUGGUAGAAUGAAGCCAUUUUAGAGGACUUGAUCCUGUAAGCACUUAUGCAUGUGAGUAGCUUUAUUAGUGUAAGUAAACCUGUGACCCCAGAUCAUUGCCUCCUUCAGGAAAAUCACAGGAAGGAGUUGUGGGGGAGGAUAUCUCUGUGCCAAUCCACUCAUGGGAGUAGUAUUUGAGUGUUCUGACUUACGUUUCAUAUAUAUUUUCCAUAUCUAUCCAGGGUUCAAGUGGAGAGAGACUGUAGCAUACCUGAAAAACAAAAAGCUGGAAUAAUAUCAUUGCUGUCAAAACAAUAUAAAGCUCACUGCUUUUCCUGAGCAUCAUCACUGCAGAAAGUCCAGAAGAGACUGUCUACUACAGUACUGCUAGUUUUGGGGGUUUUUUUAAUUAUGAGAUUUUCUUGUGUUAAACAGAUAUGCAAACUAUAGCCUGGUGACUACUAGACUGUCCUCUAAAGAGGCCUAAUUAUCAGACCCAGACAUUUUGCUCAUAAGAAGCAGAUUGGGUACACACUUAAGGGGACACACAACCAGGGGCAGACACUGGUGCCCCAACGAGACAGUAUCAUCCUCAAACAGGGUGAGAAGUGGGGGAAGCUGGAGGCAGGGGAUUUAAAAGGCUGUAGUAUUGUAGAUUCAGAGAAGUGAUGCCAACUGAAGUACAUUCUUGCCUUAAUGCACUGGUUUUCAAUUACACUGAUCUGUGUGGAAUGAGGAGACUCUGAGCUCAUGCUCAGAGAUGGAGUGAGUAGUGGAUGUUUUACAGAGACAUGCUAAAUGAUAAGUAAUUCGUUUUUCUGUAGAUGACAGAUGAGCCUCCAGGAAACUUGUAUCUGUGACUAUCCAUCCACCCUGGUGCCAGUGGGAUGCCUCUUUCAAAUGCAAAUAGCAAACAUUCCAGAAGAGUAAAUUUAGCUUGAUUGAAAGUGUUUGCCAAGUAUUUGGGGGCUACCAUUUGUAUAUCUGUUUAAUGCCAGGAUAUUUCAUAUCCCCUGAGUGCCAUAGCUAUGCUGACCUAACCCCUAGUGUAGAUGCAGCUAGGUCAAUGGAAGAGGGCUUCUGUCAACCUAGCUAAUGUUGUUUGAAGAAUGGUGUUCCAGCAGGAAAUGGAAAAAUCCCUUCUGUUGCUAUAGAUUGUGUCUAUGCUACAUGAUUAUGCCUGCAUAGCUACAGCACCAUAGCUAGUAGUGUCCUCGUAGUAUAGAAAUGACCUAAAUCUCUUAGGGCACUUCUGAUAUUUUUAAGUUGUGUUUUUGUUUGGGGGAUGUGUUUGGUAUAGAACUAUUCUCAGAUAUUUCUUUCCAAACUAUAAACCUAAUAGCUAGCCAUAGUCAUAUGUUAUAAGAAGCAAAAAUAGAGAAGGAUUAAUUUUGGGAGACGUGGAGGUUGACUGACAGACAUCAGGAUUUAGCAGGCAUAUGGUGUGAUUCUCAACAUUUUAUUUACUUCUUUUGAAAAGCAGCUUUCAAAAAUCUUUCAAACCAGUACUAGUUCAAAGAGACUUCACUUAAAAUUUGCACCUGCUGAGCAUGAUUGCUAUUGUUUCCCUUCCCAUCUCCCACUCCAUAUCCCCUGCUACACGCUCAAAAAAAUAUCUAAAUACAGACCUCUUGGGCUGUUAGGAAUUUGCUGUUAGAAAUUCACUCUUAGGCAGAUAUUCUGUGGUGCACUUGUGUUAAUUUUCCUUUUAGAAUGUAGCAGAAUGGCACAUACUAUAGCAGUAUCAUUGUAUUAUGGGAGUGCAUCUAAUAAGUUCCACAGACACAGAGGUUAUUUUCUUUACCUAUGUCAAUAUCAGAUUUGUUUUAAUAAAACAACCGCUUUGCCUAGAUGCUAUCGCAUAUGACAGCAUUAGAUGUGUUUGCUGUUUCCACCCUUAGUCCCAUAACAUUUGCAGCAAAAAUCCUGGAACACUUACAUUGUGGAGUACUUUUUCUUUUAAGACACAAACACUAAAACAUUAUAUAUAUUCAAGAAAAAUAAGCUAAUGGAAUUCAGGUACUCUUUUUCUUUACAAUGUGACCACAUGUAUCUUUAUCAUAUAUCGGAACUUUUAAUUUUGUCAAAAUACCAACAUAUACAAAUGAGUUGAAUUUGUAAAAAGAGAAAAAAAAAGUUGCAACAAAAUGAAGUAUUUAUUUUUAAAGAAAGUGUUAAACAACCAUUGUUUGUAAAUAAUAAAAGAAUAUAUUUUCCUCCUCACUAUUACUCUUCACCAUAUCAAUUGUAUUUUUGUAUGUAAAAUAUAUUGUUUAGAUAUUAUAGAUUUCUCUAUUCAAAGAAUUCUGUUGAGAUAGUAUGUUUUACUAAUCCUUAUACAGUUAAUAAUCUAGAUCCCAGUGAAUUUAUUUAAAAAGAUAGAAUCUAUUUUUUGAGUCUGCAAAAGACUAAAAUAUGUAGCUUACAGAUGUCUAUUUGCUGAAGGUAUUUUAAUAAACAUUGGUUUUAUUUGUGUC
Messenger RNA from Dermochelys coriacea (leatherback sea turtle), 16580 nucleotides. Its product is annotated as formin. The coding region runs from base 2184 to 5828 and encodes 1214 amino acids. Gene Ontology annotation, cellular component: actin filament; cytoplasm; nucleus. Gene Ontology annotation, molecular function: microtubule binding. The record is from RefSeq and is a predicted model, not a curated record. NCBI's taxonomy places the organism in Eukaryota, Metazoa, Chordata, Testudines, Dermochelyidae. The transcript has 18 exons. Gene Ontology annotation, biological process: actin nucleation.